GCUAUGUAAAAAUACAUUCCCAUUUAUAUUGUCCCAUUUUUCUCCUUUCAAAUUAAAUUACAAUAUGUUCGUUGUCGAAAAUUUGCAAUGGAAGACGAUGGUGAUGGUGGUGGUGAUGGGGAUUAUGUUAUGUAUGAUGUCGUCAAAAUCAUUAGCACAAUCUACAUGUGUAAAAAGAAUAGGAAAUUGUUCUAAUAUGAGCUCAAAUAGAACAAGUAAUGAAACUCAGUUAUGCUGCUAUAAGUGGUCAAGAGAAAUCAAAAAUCAUAAGGGGUGUGUUUGCGACAAUUUUACUCCUUCGUCUCUCAGUUUGCUGUCUGAUUUUUUUGAUAAGUGCGGCAUAAAUCCUAACCCUCUAAUUUUGUGCGGUGAAGUUGUUUCAACUCCAGCAAGUUCACCAGCUCAACCAAUUCCUGCAUCAAAAUCAAGACCCACUCGAGCAUCACGGCGAAAAAAGAAAAAUGUGACUGCUGCCGCGGUAGUUGUUCCAGUGGUUGUCCUUGUAGUGCUGAUUGCUAUAGCCAUGAUUCUAUACAAAAGGAAAACAGCAAAUAAGUCGCUAAAUUUACCAAAUGUAAUGGCAGAGGAUAACGAUUUCAUGACAGCCGAAUCCUUACAAUAUGAGUUGAGUACUCUUCAGGCUGCAACAAACAACUUCUCUAAUGAACACAAAAUAGGUAGAGGAGGAUUCGGCAUCGUUUACAAGGGUGUUCUAACAGAUCAAAGAGAAAUAGCAAUCAAAAGGCUAUCAAACAGCUCUUGUCAAGGCGAUAAAGAAUUCAAGAAUGAAGUAGUACUCUUAGCAAAACUUCAGCAUCGUAAUCUUGUUAGACUACAUGGAUUUUGCUUAGCUGAUGACGAGCAAUUGCUUGUUUAUGAAUUUGUCCCUAACAAAAGCCUCGACUACUUCCUAUUUGAUGCUACAAAACAAGGACAAUUGGAUUGGCCAAAGCGUUACAAUAUCAUUAAAGGUGUUGCUCGAGGGAUGCUUUAUCUUCAUGAAGACUCGCCUGUUCGAAUUAUUCAUCGUGAUCUUAAAGCUGCUAAUGUAUUGUUAGAUAAAGAGAUGAACCCUAAGAUUGCUGAUUUUGGCAUGGCCAGGAUAAGUGCUCGUGAACAGUCACAUAUUGAUGCAAGUCGAGUUGUUGGUACUUUUGGUUAUAUGGCUCCUGAGUAUUUACUUCAUGGACAAUUCUCUGUAAAAUCAGAUGUUUAUAGCUUUGGUGCGCUAGUAUUGGAGAUUAUAAGUGGGAAAAAAGUUAGUGGUUUCAUAUAUCAAACAGGUGUUACUGAAACCCUUUUGAGCUAUGCAUGGAAAUGUUGGUUAGAAGGAGAUACAUUGGAACUAAUGGAUCCAACAAUGAGAGAUACAUGUUCAAAUGAGGAAGUAAUAAAAUGCGUAAAAAUGGGACUAUCAUGUGUUCAAGAAGAUGUUAGUAAGAGACCAACAAUGGCGACAAUAGUGCAAUUACUCAACUCUACCUUUACCACUUCCACUUCUCUUUCAAGGCUUCAACCUCCCGCAUUUUUGUACACCAGCACUUCAGAUCAAUCAACAACAACCGCAACAACAAGCCUUACGCAAUCAAUGCUAUGGCCUCGAGACUUCUCGAUCGAAAAAUGGCGGUCGACGGUGGUGGCGAUGGUGGCGGUGACAACAAUAAUAAAUAUGGUGUCAAAAACAUCAGCACAAGUACCAGGUUGUGUAACAAGAUUAGGAACAUGUUCUGAGAUCACCAACUUAAAAAGUAUGGGUAGUAGUCAAACUACGCAUUGCUGCUACGAUUGGUCAGACGAAAUUGAGAAUCAUAAGCAGUGUAUUUGUGACUAUUAUGCUUCUUCUCUCAAUUCUAUGUCUCAGUUUUUUGUUUACUGCGACAUAAAUGUUAAUCCUCUUACUAUGUGUGCCGGCCAAGUUUCCUUGACUCCAACAAAUUCAGCACCUCCGGGUUCAGAUUUAGCACCCACUAAAUCCCCACGAAAAAACACAAGUGUUGGUGCUGUUGCGGUUAUUGUUCCAAUGAUCGUCCUUGUGGUGCUGAUUGUUAUAGGCAUUCUUCUAUACAGAAGAAUAAACGGAAAGAAGCCACUAGUGAUCCAUACAAAUGUUUCAGAGAAUGCGGUACCAGGUGAUGUUGAGGCUGCUAACUCAAUUCAUGCUAUUCCUACCUCGCCUGCGGCCUCAGUCAAGAAUGAAUUUGCGACAGCUGAAUCUUUACAAUAUGAAUUAAGUACACUUAAAGACGCUACUAACAACUUCUCCAAUGACCAUAAAAUUGGUAGAGGAGGAUUUGGCAUUGUUUACAAGGGUAUUCUAGAAGAUGGCAGAGAAAUUGCAGUGAAAAGGCUAUCCAAUAGUUCUUCACAAGGUGCUAAAGAAUUCAAGAAUGAAGUGUUACUCUUAGCCAAGCUCCAACAUAGAAAUCUGGUUAGGCUAUUAGGAUUCUGCUUAGCUGAUGAUGAAGAGUUACUUGUUUAUGAAUUUGUGCCUAACAAGAGCCUUGACUACUUCCUAUUUGAUUCCAAAAAACAAGGACAAUUAGAUUGGCCAAAGCGUUACAAUAUCAUCAAAGGUGUUGCUCGAGGAAUGCUUUAUCUUCAUGAAGACUCGCAUGUUCGAAUUAUUCACCGUGAUCUUAAAGCUGCUAAUGUCUUGUUGGAUGCACAAAUGAAUGCAAAAAUUGCGGAUUUUGGCAUGGCUAGAAUAAGUGCUCUUGAACAAACACAUGUUGAUACAAGCCGAGUUGUUGGUACUUAUGGUUAUAUGGCUCCUGAAUAUUUAUUACAAGGACAAUUUUCAAUAAAAUCAGAUGUGUAUAGCUUUGGUGUGCUAGUAUUGGAGAUUGUAAGUGGGCAAAAAGUUGGUGGCUUCGUAUAUCAAGAAGGUGCAAGCGUAAACCUUUUGAGUAAUGCAUGGAAAUGUUGGCAAGAAGGAAGAACGUUGGAUCUAAUAGAUCCAACAUUGAAAGAUUCAAGUUGGAAUGAUCAAGAGGUAAUCAAAUGCGUAAAAAUGGGCUUAUCAUGUGUUCAAGAGGAUGUUAAUAAGAGGCCCACAAUGGCGACCUUAGUACAAUUACUCAACUAUAGCUUUUCUACUUCAAUUCCUCUUUCAAGGCUUCAACCCCCAUCAUUCAUAAACACCACCACUUCUGAUCAAUCCACCACAACCACCACCACCACAACAACACAAAGCUACUCGCAGUCAUUGCCAUGGUCUCGGAACUAA
Amaranthus tricolor (Joseph's coat) is the source of this 3226-nucleotide messenger RNA. RefSeq lists its product as uncharacterized. Gene Ontology annotation, biological process: protein phosphorylation. The record is from RefSeq and is a predicted model, not a curated record. NCBI's taxonomy places the organism in Eukaryota, Viridiplantae, Streptophyta, Magnoliopsida, Caryophyllales, Amaranthaceae. Gene Ontology annotation, molecular function: ATP binding; protein kinase activity. The coding region runs from base 65 to 3226 and encodes 1053 amino acids. The transcript has 16 exons.